This is a messenger RNA of Leptopilina boulardi, 1673 nucleotides long. RefSeq names its product major royal jelly protein 1-like. NCBI's taxonomy places the organism in Eukaryota, Metazoa, Arthropoda, Insecta, Hymenoptera, Figitidae. The transcript has 3 exons. Bases 207 to 1445 code for a protein of 412 amino acids. Gene Ontology annotation, cellular component: extracellular region. The record is from RefSeq and is a predicted model, not a curated record.
UACUGUCACUUUGUACAAUGUCAGUUUAGUUUCAAUCUUACAGCAAGUUUGAAGGCAACGCGUGUUACGGUGUAAGGAAGAAUUAAACAAACACAACUUCAAAAACGUGAACCAAAAUAAUAAUUUGUAAAAAAAAAUUUUUUCUUUGGAAUGGUGGUGUUACUUUAUCAAAUUGUUUUUUGAAGUCCAGUAGUGUGGUGUGCGGAAUGAAGCUAAUUUUUGCAGUGAUCUGUACGCUAGUUCAAUACGCCAAUGGUGUUGGACUAGAAGUGAUCUAUCAGUGGAAAUAUCUUGAUUGGGUAUGGCCAAACGUCCCAUUAACUGGCAGUGAAUUUGUAUUUGGUAAUGCCUUUACGCAGGAUGUUGAUGUUGAUAGAAUUGGUCGGGUCUUCGUAACAAGUCCACGUUGGCUCAAAGGUGUUCCAAUUUCACUUUCCACUUUAUCUAAUCUAGAUGGACCUGGAGGUCCUUUGUUACUUCCAUAUCCUGAUUGGACAUGGUUUGUCCCCAACACUUGCGAAAGCAUCAUUUCUGUCUAUCGAGUUGCGAUUGAUGAAUGCAAUCGACUUUGGGUGGUCGACAGCGGAAGGGCUGAAUCAAAAGCUGUAUGUCCCACAAAGAUAUUGAUCUUUGAUUUGAAAACUGAUCAACUAAUUCAUAAAUUUGUGAUACCAGAUUUUCAAACAUUUUCGGGGAAAGCAUCUUUAGUGACGCCAAUUGUUGAAAUUGGCAAAACUUGCCUUGAUGCAUAUCUCUAUAUAGCAGAUGUUGAACAAAAUGGAAUUGAAAUUUACGAUCUAAAAUAUGAUCGCUCAUGGAGAUUAAAUAAUACAAAAGGAAAUGCCUUUGGUCCUGAUCCUGAAACUGAAGCAAUGUUCAUCACUAUUGCUGGAGAACAAUUUGAUUUAACUGACGGUGUAUUAGGAAUGUCUUUAUCACCACCAGGAUUUUUCGAUAGAAGAUAUCUCUAUUUCAAUUCAUUGGCAAGCUUUUACCAGAAAUUCACAGACGUGAAUUCACUAAAAGAGAGUCUCUAUAGGGAGCCUUUAGUUUUCGAAUCGAUUCAGAAGCGAUCGAGUCAAGCUGGUGUUCAGGCGACUUCGCGACGUGGAAUUUUAUUUUUCCAGCUGGUCCAAAAAACCGCCAUUGCUUGUUGGAAUAUCGAAAAACCGUUUACACCAGAAAACAUUGUCACAAUUGCACAAGACGAGGAAAAACUUCAAUACGUGAGCGGUAUCAAGGUUAUUGUUAACAAGUACGGUGUCGAGGAAUUGUGGUUCAAUACAAAUAGAUUGCAAAAAACAAUAAACAAAACACUCAGGCCAGACGAGAUCAAUUUUCGUAUUAUACGUGGUAAUGUAGAUGAAAUAAUUCGUGGCACUAAAUGUGAACCAAGUGGUUUUAGAACAAGAGCACCUGAUAUCUCAUCAUGGCAACAAAUAUGAUCUCCAAUUAGAAAAAAAAAAAAAAAAAAAACUCGUCAUUAGUCUGAGACUGAUUUUAUUACGAAGCGUUAUAUAUUUAAUCGUUCAUUGUAAUUAUAUUUUUGUAAAUAAAUAAUUCUCUACUAAAAAAAAAAUAUUAUAAUAUUAAUUAUUUUAUUAUGAAUAAUUUUGAUACUAGAAAAAAAAAGGUAGAACUUGUUGCCAUAAUAAAUUUUUUUUUAAAAAUAA